CAAGUGACGGUCCUCCUCUCUACACUUAUUAUGUCCGAUCAACCGACCUACGACCCAGCUAGAGAUGCUGAAGCCUCUACUGGAAAACGCAGACUUCUGCAAGAAGCGCUUCCACCCAAGCCUGUCCUGAAACCUACAACAGCCAAGCCCGUCUGGAUGACAGACGAGCAGUUCAGCCAGUUCAACAAAAUAUCCUCGGCGGGAACCCGGGUCCCAACUUCGGAAGCCAAACCUGAAAGCCCGUUGUCGGAGCUGCAUAAGUUGAAGAGGCCGAACCGCCGGAUGGAUGUGGGCGACCAGCAGCGCAAAGCGCAGGAAGCACGAGAGCACGAGGAGCGCAAAACACAGCACCAAAUGUCCCGCCACAACCCGCAACACAAGAACUACGUCAACAACAACGAACACGUGCGUGACUUCUACAACCAGAGGGCGCAUAUUGCGCGCAAGGAGAACAGAAACCUUUCUCCCAUCAUCAAAAUGCGUAACUUCAACAAUGCCAUCAAGUACAUCUUGAUCAACACGUACGCGGCGGCCAACAACCGUGUACUCGAGCUUGGCUGUGGCAAGGGUGGUGACUUGAAUAAGUACGCGAUGGCACGCAUUCGCCAGUUUGUGGGUAUCGACAUUAGUGACGCAUCCAUUGUGGAGGCCAUCAAGCGGUACAAGAACUUGCGCCAGAAGCCGUUUGAGGCAUUUUUCGCCACAGGUGACUGCUUCUCACUGACAGUGCCGGAAAUCCUCACGCCCAACUUUGGGCUGGACCAGAUCCAGUAUCCAUUCGAUAUGGUGUCGAUGCAGUUUUGUUUGCACUACUCUUUCGAGUCGGAAGCCAAAGCUCGCCGCAUGUUGGAAAAUGUGUCCAAGUGCUUAAAGACAGGCGGAUUUUUUAUCGGGACGAUUCCUGAUUCCGAUUUUAUCAAGGCAAAGUUGGCUAGAAAUCACGUCAAAAAGGUGGCAAACAAGAAUAAGUUCGGGAACUCCAUUUACUCGGUUGAGUUCGAGGAGGAUGUGCCAGCAGACGGCAACUUUGGCAAGAUCUACGGCAACAAGUACACGUAUUUCUUGAAGGAUGCCGUGGACAACGUGCCAGAGUACAUUGUGCCGUUCAAUGCAUUCAGAGCGUUAGCCGAGGACUACAACUUGGAAAUGAGAUACAGAGGCUCUUUCACUGAGUUGUACAAGGAGCGUAUUCCCGAGUGGUUCCAUAGAUUGAGUCCAAAGAUUAUUGAGGGCAUGAAGAGAUCCGAUGGCAGCUACGGUGUGGAAGGCGAAGAGAAGGAGGCAUGUGCGUUCUAUCUCGCAUUUUCCUUUGAAAAGAUUUAAACCUGAGCAAAGUAUAUGUUAAAGAUAAAUAAAAGCUGAGUUAAAG
Molecule: messenger RNA, 1369 nt
Organism: Babjeviella inositovora NRRL Y-12698
Lineage: Eukaryota; Fungi; Ascomycota; Pichiomycetes; Serinales
Gene: ABD1
Product: mRNA (guanine-N7)-methyltransferase
Exons: 1
Coding region: 31-1323 (430 amino acids)
Biological process (GO): 7-methylguanosine mRNA capping
Cellular component (GO): nucleus
Molecular function (GO): mRNA 5'-cap (guanine-N7-)-methyltransferase activity
Source: RefSeq, a predicted model, not a curated record